GAGCUUCAACUUUUUUAACGCACACAAUUGUAACUUUUUCUCCCACCCUCUUUAACUCUCUCUCCCCAGAUAACAUGAUGGGCCACUGAUUUCUCCCUCUCUGUGUAUGUACUAUGUACUGGGUAUGUAUUUAUAUUUUCUCUCUCUCUCUAGUCUCUACUACUCACACCACAGGAAACAAAACUGCAACUCCAUUUCUCUCACUAGAAAUCAAUUAACGCCUCUCCUUAAAAGCCCUCUGAUCUACGGUGUGGACAGAUAGAUUGCUCAGGAAUGUAAAAGGAAACCUCCUGAAGAAGGUAGAAGUCUGAGGUGCAGUUUGAUGAGGAGUUUUUCUGGCAAUAUAUGUUUAUGGGGAGUUUGUUUUAUGGGUUCUGUUAUUCUUUAUCCUGAAAUUUUACUUUUGGGCCGAAUUUUCUCUUGAACAUUAGCUUGCAUGAAGAAAAAAUUCAAUAGUAUACGAAAAUAAUCCAACAUUGGGAUGAAGGUGAUUUUGAUAUUGAGCACAACUAGCGUUAAGAUUUUUCUCUGUCAGCUGUUGUCAUGUGAUUAGAAGUAUUACCAGGGAAGCUAUAAAUUUUCAUCUAGGCAAGGGACCUGGCUCCUAUAUUUCCCUGGCUAUGUCAGAAUAUGGUUAACCAUUUAUGUUGCUAAUGCCAUGUUAGAUGACUAAUGAAGGUUAGCGGAAGUAUUUUUGCAGUAAGCAGCCAUGUAAUUUAUUGGGUUUGAUAGUCAACCAGAAUUUUUGCAGUUGCUUGGAAGUGUUAAUUAACUAUCAGACUCGAGCUCUGAAUUCCUAUUUAUCUAAAGAAUCAACAACAUGGCGACUGAGAUUUUUACUGCUAACCAAAAGUCAAACAUUAUUCAACGGUUGCUCCCUGCUGUUGUGCCCGUGCUCUUUAUUGCAAUUGGAUAUGUUGACCCAGGAAAGUGGGCUGCUGUUGUUGACGGAGGAGCCCACUUUGGGGUUGAUUUGGUUGCACUAAUGCUUGUUUUCAAUUUCACUGCUAUUCUCUGUCAGUACCUGUCAGCUUAUAUUGCUGUGGUCACUGGGAGAGGACUUGCCCAGAUUUGUAGCGAGGAGUAUGACAAGGGCACACGCAUAUUCUUAGGAGUUCAAACAGAGUUCUCCAUGAUUGCUUUGGACCUUACUAUGAUUCUGGGCAAAGUGCAUGGGCUUAAUCUAAUAUUUGGUGUGGACAUAUUCACUUGUGUCUUUUUGACUGCUGUUGAUGCUGUUUUAUUUCCUUUUUUCGCCACCCUCCUGGAGAAUGGCAAGGGAAAAUUCCUGUGCAUGUGCACGGCCAGCCUUAUAUUGCUUUCUUAUGUUUUUGUAGUGCUCAUCAGUCAACCAGAAAUUCCGAUCUCCAUAGGUGGGAUACUAACAAAUUUAAGUGGGGAGAGUGCAUUUUCACUGAUGAGCCUUCUUGGAGCGAAUAUUAUGCCUCACAACUUUUACCUCCAUUCUUCGAUUGUACAGCAAGAUCUGGGGCCAUCAAAUGUUUCCAAGGGAUCCUUGUGUCACGAUCAUCUUGUUGCUAUUCUAUGCAUCUUUAGUGGCAUUUUCCUGGUGAAUUAUGUGCUGAUGAACUCAGCAGCAAAUGUGUUCCACAGUACAGGCCUUGUAUUGCUUACUUUUCAGGAUGCAUUGUCACUGAUGGAUCAGGUAUUUUGGAGUCAGAUAGCACCCUUUGCCUUCCUACUGGUUCUGUUAUUUUCCAAUCAAAUCACAGCAUUAACCUGGAAUCUUGGUAUGCAAGCAGUCCUGCAUGAUUUCUUCAGGAUGGAAAUUCCCAGUUGGCUUCAUCAUGCUAUAAUCAGAAUUAUUGCCAUUGUCCCAGCCCUUUAUUUUGUGUGGAAUUCAGGAGCUGAGGGAAUAUAUCAACUGCUGAUAUUUACACAGGUCAUGGUUGCUCUUGUGCUUCCAUCUUCUGUUAUCCCCCUUUUCCGAGUUGCCUCGUCAAGAUCAAUAAUGGGUGUCCACAAAAUUUCUCAGUUCGUGGAGUUUUUAGCCUUGAUCUCAUUUAUUGGAAUGCUCAGCCUAAAGAUUAUAUUUGUGGUGGAGAUGAUAUUUGGAAACAGUGAUUGGGUAAGCAAUUUGAGGUGGAACUUGGGGAGUAGCACAUCUAUUCUUUAUGGUGUUCUUCUCGUCACUGCAUUUGUUUCGUUUUGUUUGAUGCUUUGGCUUGCAGCCACCCCAUUAAAUUCUGCGGCUUCCAGAAUAGAUGCUCAGGUGCGGAACUCUAAUAUACAAAAUAUUGUGCAUAAUUUAUAUGUGGAGAGAGAUGAAAGUGAUUUAAGUGAAACUAGAUAUCAUGGAGAGCAACCCAUACAAAAGCAAGAACCCACAUUAGGAUUGGGAAAGUCUUUGGAGAGUCAUUCAGAUAUGCCAGCUACAAGUACUGGUUUGAAUUUGCCCGAAACACUCUUGGAUUCUCAUAACGUGCCGCAUUUUACUACUAUCGAGGAGAAUUCUUUUAGUGUUACAUUUCCAAGCUUGUCUGCAUGCCAUCCAGAGGAAUUGCCAACCACAGUAAAAACAGUCCUGCUGUCAACUGUUUGCAAUGAGGUUUCUGAUAGUAAAUUGCAGGAUACCGGUACCUUGAAGACUGAAUCAAUGGACUUAGUGGAGAAGACCAUGAAACUUGAGGAGUAUUUACAGACUGAGAACGAUGAUGAGGAAGAUACGUGGGAACCUGAAGAAUUUUCUAAAGGGGUAUCGAUGAGCAGCUCAUCUUUAAUAUCCGAGGGUCCAGGAUCAUUUAGGAGUCUCAGUGGGAAAAGUGAUGAUGGGGGGAGCGGUGCUGGAAGUCUUUCAAGAUUAGCAGGAUUGGGCCGUGCUGCAAGACGUCAAUUAGCUGCAGUUCUUGAUGAGUUUUGGGGACAGCUGUAUGAUUUCCAUGGGCAAGCAACCCAGGGUGCAAAGGCUAAGAAUCUGAAUGUGAUGCUGGGGGUAGAUUCGAAUUUUGAUCCAAAGCCUGCCAUCACGCCAAAAGCGCACACCAGUGGGAAUGGAUUUACUGGAUAUCCCAAUUUGGGUGGCAGAGGAUCUGAUUGUGUGAUCAAUUCAAGUUUAUAUAACUUCCCCAUGCAGCAGGGAUUGCAACGUAGUAUAGCGUCAUUUUAUGGGGUUCAAAGGGGUUCAUCUUCAUUGUGGUCUGGCCCCAUGCAGAGGUUAGAUGGCUAUGUGCAAAAUCCCAGUCACAAUUCUCUUGAUUAUAGUGAGAGGCACUAUUAUAGUUUGCGCCUUCCACCAUCUUCUGAUGGCUCUGAUUCUCAGCCAGCAACUGUACAUGGUUAUCAGGUUGCAUCACUUCUCAGUCGAAUUGCUAAAGAAAAACAAUCUGAUUACUUAAAUGGUCAAAUGAAUUCGCAAACCCCAAAAUCCCCAUCUUUGGACCAAUCAAACUACAGAGGUUCACUUGCAUUUGCAGCAAGGCAAAAAUCACUGACUAGGGUAAGCCCUGCGAAGCCGCCUGGUUUUCCAGACCUUGCCGCAUCUAGAAAUAGUUCAAUGCAAUCUGGAAGACCAUUUUAUGGUCUUAACCCUUCUGGACCUGCUGAGAAUGCGGUUAGCACAGUCGAUGCAAAGAAAUUUUAUAGUUUGCCAGACAUUUCAGGACUUCUUCCUCACCGGGAUUCAUAUUUGUUGGACAGGAAUGCUCAACGGGAAAGUUGCAUUGGAUACAAUCCAUCUGUUGGUCACACUAUGUAUGAUCAAUUUUCAUAUUCAAGCACUUCAUCUAGGGUUGGAGCUCCCUUAGCCUUCGAUGAAGUCUCUCCUUCAAAGGUCUGCCGAGAUGCUUUCUCCUUACAGUUAAGCUCAAAUCCAGACACUGGAUCCCUGUGGUCUAGACAGCCUUUUGAACAGUUUGCUGUGGCUGAUAAAGCUCCUGCUACUGGGGGUGAGGGAGUUGGAAGUGGGCAGAGUUCAAUUAAUCGAGAAACAACAUCUGCUUCGGAUUUGGAAGCAAAGCUUCUUCAGUCUUUCAGACUUUGUAUUGUGAAGCUUUUGAAACUGGAGGGAUCUGCUUGGUUGUUUAGACAGAAUGAUGGGGCUGAUGAAGUUCUUAUAGAUAGUGUAGCUGCAAGGGAGAAAUUCAUUCAUGAAGCUGAAACUAGGGAGAUAAACCGGGCGGUUCGCACGGUUGAAUUUCAAUUUUCUGACAGGAGGCCUGGUUUUGUACCGAAAAAUGAUGACAUAGAUCAUUCGCAAUUACUGGUCUCCCCAGUUCCUCAUUGCGGGGAGGGCUGUAUUUGGAGAGUGAAUCUGAUUAUAAGCUUUGGUGUGUGGUGCAUUCACCGGGUUCUCGAGCUCUCACUCAUGGAAAGCAGGCCAGAGCUGUGGGGGAAGUACACUUACGUAUUAAAUCGUCUUCAGGGGAUCAUAGAUCUGGCAUUUUCCAAGCCACGUUCUCCAAUGACUCCCUGCUUCUGCCUUAAAAUUCCAUUGACACAGCAACAAAGGUUAAGUCCACCUUCAAAUGCACCAGUAAAACAAAGCAGAGGGAAAUGCACGACUGCAGCAAUGCUUUUAGACAUAAUCAAGGACGUGGAAAGUGCAAUCUCUGGUAGAAAGGGUCGGACGGGCACUGCAGCUGGUGAUGUGGCUUUCCCAAAAGGAAAAGAGAAUUUGGCAUCUGUCCUCAAACGAUACAAGCGUCGUUUAGCCAACAAGUCAGGUUGACACUCAUGAAGGUGGCUUUGGGUUGUGAAAGCUUUCUGCAUCAGCUUCUUAUGACUUAUAGCCUUUGUUCAAAGUUGACAGCAGCCAGGUAGAAAAAUUCUGAGUUGUUUGAUUUUAGGAAAACUGCUCAUUGUCUACAUUGGCGGGUGCUAGAUCGUUAUGCGACUCUCUCUCUCUCUCUCUCUCUCUCUCUCUCUCUCUCUCUCUCUCUCUCUCUCUCUCUCGUAUUCAUACUUGCUCCAUAUUCAUUUCCAUGCACUUACCUAUACAAGGGAUAAUGUAAUUGCAGAAUGAUGGAAGAAAUGAGUAGAAGACAGGCUGAAAUUGCAGCUUUUUUUUUUUUUUUGGCCUCACGGUGCAAGUAUGUCGUUCAAGUAGAGUGGAACGAUGGAUGUAGAAAUUGCUGGAAAAUUUUUAUGAGGGUCUUCUGUAUAUAUACAUUCUUUUAUAAAAAUUGGUAACAGAAAUGUGAGGUUUUAAUUUGUUGUACCUGUAAAAUCUGGUUGUAUUCCUUUUUGCCCCUCAAGUUGUCAUAUGCAGUGGUUCAUUUGGUUGGAAGAGGGGAGGAAAUGAAAAAUAGGGUGGAGUUUCUAUUGUA
This is a messenger RNA of Cornus florida, 5285 nucleotides long. Its product is annotated as ethylene-insensitive protein 2.2-like. Gene Ontology annotation, cellular component: membrane. NCBI's taxonomy places the organism in Eukaryota, Viridiplantae, Streptophyta, Magnoliopsida, Cornales, Cornaceae. Gene Ontology annotation, biological process: metal ion transport; ethylene-activated signaling pathway. The record is from RefSeq and is a predicted model, not a curated record. Gene Ontology annotation, molecular function: cadmium ion transmembrane transporter activity; manganese ion transmembrane transporter activity. The transcript has 8 exons. The coding region runs from base 821 to 4687 and encodes 1288 amino acids.